Engraulis encrasicolus (European anchovy) is the source of this 2652-nucleotide messenger RNA. It is a transcript of the gene buc2l, whose product is annotated as bucky ball 2-like. The transcript is spliced from 5 exons. Bases 78 to 2522 code for a protein of 814 amino acids. Lineage: Eukaryota; Metazoa; Chordata; Actinopteri; Clupeiformes; Engraulidae. The record is from RefSeq and is a predicted model, not a curated record.
UUACCUGAUGUUUAAAACCAGAUUGGCACUUCCUAGGAGUGUUUGUCUUGGUAACUGCAGGUGCAUGAAUUGCAAACAUGGCAGCUGCAGCUCAGCCUACUCAAGUACCCCACCCCCGCCACCCGGCCCCAGGAGCAGGGCCUGGCCCCAGGCCGGGGCAUUACAGGGGACCCCACGGCGAGGAUCCACACCAGCGUACCCCUCGGCCAUUUUUUUAUGUGCAACCUCCCCAGCCUUACCUGCCGUAUCAAUGGGCAAUGCCUUAUAACCCUUACUGUGGGUUUCCUGCAAUGGGUUAUGGCAUGGUGCCCCCUUUUGCUCUCCCUCCUCCACCCCCUCCUGCUCCGUAUGUUGAUGGUCCUAGCUUCAUCAUGCCCCACACACCGUUGCACUUGGUGGACUACAGGCAGAUGAUCAACCCACAGAUGAUCAACCCGCAGAUGGCCCCGGCCAUGGCCUACCAGGCGCGCCGCUUCCGCUACCACGCCACCCAGCCACGAGUCAUGGUCAGCUCAGAAGUCCAGACGGAACCGGUUGAAGGAACAACAGUCCCCAGCCCCUCUCGCAGCACCUCCUCUGACGGUGGACCAAAUGGCCCCGGUAAUUCAGGGGAGUCGGGACGGGGCACGUGCUGCAUCAGCACGGCGUCGGUUUCGACCAACACCUCCAUGUCUAGUUCGCCCACUCCAGCGAGGAUCCCUGACUGCUCUGAGCCCGUGGUGGCAGCCGCAACCAAACGCCUGUCCAGCAGCACCCCUUUCGGUGGUGCCGCAAGUCCCAAGACCUCCAGGGUCUUCCAGAACCAUGUUCUGUUCCAGGCUGAGGAGGUGCAGAUCGAAUGCAAUGGGUCUGAUUUUCAGAUUGCGCACAGAGAGGAGACUGCACAGCUGGUGUCCGAGACCACUGGGCCAGCACUGAACAGCACCACAGGGGCUCAGGUGUUGACUAUGGAGAUGGAAGGCGCUGUCCAGAACCUGUUGCCUCAACUACAGCCGGAGAAGCUCCAGGAAGACGUGGUGGUGGUGGAUGUUGCAGCGGGUGAGCAGAUAACUGUGAUGGCUGCUGCUGAUUCCUCAGACGCGACCGGUGUCCCGCCAUGCCCAGAUAUUCUCCUCAUGGGAGCAUCGCCAUCUGCUGGCAAUGUGGAGUCGUCACCACCGGUGCCAGAGGGGUCUGCUAAAAAGGCCCCCACCCCAAGGGCAGCCACGCCAAGGGCAGCCACUCCGAAUCCAGCAACACCAAAUGCGACCGUUUUAAACGCCAGCUCGGCUGAUCAAGCUGAAAACGUUGCACUUGAUCACAGCACGUCCGUUGUGCUCAGCACAGAUUCCAAGAUGGUGUCUCAAGACAAGGCUGAAGUGGAACUUGAGGUGGUUGGCCAGCAGGGUCUCUUCAACAGUAAGGACCCACCGUGCAAGGUGUUGCACCUGCCCUUCGAGUUACAGUUUGGGGAAGUGCAGCACAUGGAGACGUCUGUGUGGUCCGUGGAGUCGCUGAUGCCUUACAUCCCCAACAGGGAGUGGCUGAUCCAGAACGGCCUGGCCACCCAUGUGGAGGAUCCAGCCGAGUCCCUGCCGCAGGACCAGGAGCCCAUAGUGGCAACUGAAGCUGACCUGCACGACGCCAUGAUGUCCCUGCCGGGCCAUGACGGGCCCUCUGGCAGUUGGCUAACUGACUUUGGGAAUGUCUUCUACUACCGCAAGUUUCAGCCAAACGGGCAGCCGCAACCGCAGCACUGCAGCCAUGCGAGGAAGCUGAAGGCUGGACUGCACAUGUCCCAAAGCUCGGAGAGUCUUUCUUCAAGGCGUGCCGAGGAGAGUGGCAGACGCAAACCGAGAGCUGGAGUUCCUAGUGAUCUAUCUGACGGUGAGGGCCAGCCAACAUCUCCUCGACGAGAGGGUCUGCUGUCCCCUUGUUCUCGCCACAGGCAGUGUGUCUGCGGUCGGUCACUGACUAAACGUGGCAGCGCCGCAACAAGCCCCACCCCGAGCAUGAAGCGCCUAAGGCCCCCCAACAGUCAGCCAAACGAUCCAUCCAGAUCUCCAAGAGAAGGAGUCUGCAAGUGUGUUCCUAUUGGUGGCAAGGGGAACAACCCGACCAAAGGAUCUGGCUCCGAUGUCCCUGGUCGCCUGAAUGACGAGGACACGACGGACGGAGAGGCCUCCGAAAAUAGUUUGGGGUCACUGACGGGAGUGAAGAGGUCCUCCGCACAGAAGCUCCUGCACGCUGGCCGGCACUCUGACAAGUGCCCAAUGGCCCAGCGGUCCAAGCUGAGGGAGCAGAACUGUUCGUGUGACGUGCCCAGGUGCGGACACCUCUCCUGGGACCGAGGGAGCAGCAUGCACAGCCAGCACAGCCAGCAGAGUGACCCCGGCUGGGAAAGAGGAUUUCCAUUUGGCCAUCAUUCUGAAGACAGGUUGCCAAGAAGAUCUCUGAUGUAUGAUUCUGUUCCUGUCAAGGGUCCAAAUCAUAAACCUCAUUUACAAUCACAAGGAAGUCACAGAAAAAUUUCACGCUGUUGAUUUUGAAACACAACCACAUGGAAUGAAGUGAAGACACAUUUUUAAUAUCACGUGUUGAAUUAUUUUAAAAAGAUUUAUAUCACAUUACACUCACUUUUUUACAAUGAAUAAAUGCAUCACUUUAUAUAAA